Temnothorax curvispinosus is the source of this 2934-nucleotide messenger RNA. It is a transcript of the gene Gat-1B, whose product is annotated as sodium- and chloride-dependent GABA transporter 1-like. Gene Ontology annotation, cellular component: membrane. The record is from RefSeq and is a predicted model, not a curated record. The transcript has 14 exons. Gene Ontology annotation, biological process: sodium ion transmembrane transport. Bases 683 to 2656 code for a protein of 657 amino acids. NCBI's taxonomy places the organism in Eukaryota, Metazoa, Arthropoda, Insecta, Hymenoptera, Formicidae.
UGCGCGCGUACGGCCGAUCUCUUCGUGUCAUACGAGCAGCCUAAAUAUAGAUUGACACUGUGGCAUUAAUUUGUUGAAUGGAAAGAUAGGUGCGUUCAUGCUCGAGGGGGACCGAGCAUCAUUGUGGGGUAGAUCGCGACGGGGUACGGCAGAAAUCUCUGCAUCCGUGCGAGCCCUUCCUCAAAGUCGCGCUCGGUUAAGCGUUCGGCUCACGUUUAAAAAAAAAAGGGGGUGACUCUCCACUCCCCUCAGAAGUUUCGCAUUCCGUAUACCGAAGAUCUCGGAAGUGAUUUCGCACCUGGAAGAAUUGUGGAAUAUUUAGCAGAAUGCCGAGCUAAGGACCGGUGCGAGGAUACCAAGAAGGGACAUAUUGAGACGGCGAGGAAAAUCGCAUAUAUUGGAUCGUAAUAAUUGCGUCGGCACAACUAGAUAGGACGAGGUCGCGUUGCAAAAACUUCCUAUUUUAUAGACGACAAUUAUCAAUCAGCCCUUCGCUUCUCCCUGUCUCUUUCCACUUCACCGUCGAUUCAACGGCCGUCCCGUUCCAAACGCUUUAAUCAGAAAGAAGAGCGCAAGUUACACAGUUAGCGAGCCGGUCUCCACUCGCGCGGUCGGCCUGCCUAGGAUGAGGUGAGUUCUCCAAUUCCGAUCUCAUCUCGCGAUCUCGUCGCCGCAACGAAUAAUGCCUUCAAGGGGAUCGACCGGCCGUCCCAAGGUAGACAGAUCCACUAGUCCUCUGCCGAGAAAACCGGCGCCGAACCCGGUGAAUCCGGUGCAGGAGCUGAAGGCCCUCUUCUCCGAUCCCGCCAGCAACCGAGCUCCCCCCAAUGGCGAGAAAGAGUCGGAUUUCCGAUUCGAGGCAAUACAAUGCCUGCGACAGUCCUCGAUUAUCAAGAGGCCCAGGGAUUCCCUGCCGGAACGAGGGAACUGGAGCAGCAAGAUCGAAUUUAUUUUAUCCGUCGUGGGAUUGGCCAUAGGUUUGGGGAAUCUGUGGCGAUUUCCGUACCUUUGUUAUAAGAAUGGCGGCGGUGCUUUCAUGGUGCCCUACUUCAUCGCGCUCGCACUGGCCGGUAUACCCAUGUUCCUGAUGGAGCUAUCCUUAGGACAGAUGCUGACGAUAGGUGGUCUGGGUGUUUUUAAAAUAGCACCGAUUUUUAAAGGCAUUGGAUAUGCGACCUGCGUGCUUUCCUGCUGGACCAAUGUGUAUUACAUCAUCAUCCUUGCUUGGGCGCUCUUCUACUUCCUGGUCUCCUUACGUACUGAUGUACCUUGGGGAACUUGCGACAACUCGUGGAACACGCGCUACUGCAUCACGACCCGCGAACGUCUGAACGUAUCGUGCUGGGAGAACGACCACUGGCCGAACAACUUGAUAUGUGCCACACCUCUUGGGAACUUGAGUCACGAGCUGUUGAAGGAUCCAGUCAAAGAAUUUUGGGAGAGGCGCACCCUGCAGAUUUCCUCGGGCAUCGAAGACGUCGGUGGUAUAAGAUGGGAAUUGGCCGGUACCCUCGCGGUCGUGUGGAUUAUGUGCUACUUUUGUAUCUGGAAAGGCGUCAAAUGGACCGGCAAGGUCGUCUAUUUCACGGCGCUCUUCCCAUAUGCCCUGCUGGCGGUGCUGCUCGUGCGAGGCUUGACGCUUCCCGGCGCUUCGGAAGGUUUGAAGUAUUACGCUACGCCGAAUCUCUCGAAACUCGGCGAUCCCGAGGUAUGGAUAGACGCGGUGACCCAGAUAUUCUUCACUUACGCUCUCGGUCUAGGUGCAUUGGUAGCCCUAGGCAGUUACAACAAAUUUAAUAAUAAUGUUUACAAAGAUGCUCUCAUCGUAUGCGGAGUGAAUACUUGCACCAGCUUGCUUAGCGGAGUAGUCAUAUUUUCCGUAGUCGGUUUCAUGGCCCACGAGCAACAGAAACCAGUGGCCGAUGUAGCCGCUUCUGGGCCUGGGCUGGCUUUCCUAGUUUAUCCCUCGGCAGUGUUGCAACUACCUGGGGCCUCAAUUUGGGCGAGUCUGUUCUUCUUUAUGCUCCUCCUGAUAGGAUUGGAUAGUCAGUUCUGCACCAUGGAGGGCUUUAUCACCGCCGCCGUGGAUGAGUGGCCGCGAACGCUCAGAAAACGGAAAGAAAUGUUCAUCGCGAUCGUAUGCUUGAUCUCCUAUCUAAUCGGACUUCUGUGCGUUACGGAAGGCGGUAUGUACGUGUUUCAACUACUAGACACGUACGCUGUGAGCGGGUUCUGCUUACUCUUCCUGAUGUUCUUCGAGUGCAUCGCCGUCUCAUGGGCAUUCGGGGUGGACCGAUUUUACGACGGCAUACGGGACAUGAUAGGCUAUUACCCAUGUUUCUGGUGGAAGAUAUGCUGGACAUUUACCACUCCUGCCAUUUGCGUGGGCGUUUUCAUCUUUAAUAUUAUCAAAUUCGUCCCUGUCAAAUACCUUGCGUACGAAUUUCCGUGGUGGAGCCAUUUGCUGGGAUGGCUCGCGGGUCUUUCCUCGAUGUUGUGCAUUCCAGGUUACAUGAUUUAUAUCUGGAGCGUUACACCCGGAACUACCUCAGAGAAAUAUCGGAAAUUGAUAAAAAUAGAAGAUGAUGUUGCUGCCUUACGGAAGAAACUCAAUCCAAUCAAAGCCGCUGCCAUCGAUGCGGAGUUCGAAUUAUAAAAUCGUGCCUUCUUUAAAUAGAUUAUGCGGUGUACGCGAUGAAAUGUAGAACGCUGGGGAAACUUUGAGCGCAAUGGAAUGUUUGCGAUUCAGAAAUAAGUCAUAUUUCGCUAGAAUAGCAUCAAGAUGAGAUAUCAUGUGCGUUUUACUCAUUUCGAGCGCAGUUUCAUCGAGAAAAAUGAAGUUUAUUGACUAAACUAAUCUAUUAUAUAUCUCAUAAUCUGCUUCUAACAUACCGUAUGAAAAGAUAAAAAUAAUAAAAAUAUACUUUACAAUUC